AUGAUGAACUUAAUACGUUUAUAUUUAUUUUUAUCUAGUUUUUUAUCAUUCAUGUCAUUUGAUCAACGAAGCACCGGAGGAAACGAAGAACUCAUUAAGCGCUUGUUUAACAAGAUUUAUACGGCCAUCCUAAGUGAAAAAAUCUUCUGUCCGCCAGAAACUGCCGUUUAUUUAGCUGCAUAUGCGUGCCAAGCGAAAUUUGGCACCGCGGUUUCAUUUCGAAAUCCCGUUCCACCUGUUAAAGAUUUAUUGCCUAAAAGUACACUCGAUAACCAUAAUCUCACUAUAAGAGAAUGGGAAGAUCGUAUCUCAAUAUGGCAUCAAAAACUUCGUGAUACGCCUUUUCAAGACGCAAUUGUUGAAUAUCUUGAUAUUGCUCAGGAUGUUGAGUUAUAUGGGGCAUCCAUUUUUGAAGUCGAAACUCAUAGCCAUGUUCGAAAAUGGAUUUCAUUAGACGCUGUUGGACUUAAUAUCUACGACAGCAAAAGGAAGCCACCUACAAGAAGAUACGUCUGGUCUGAUAUCUCCUCUUUCGUGGCCAAGUAUAAUAAGAUUGAACUUAAACUAGCACAUGAUCCCAAACAGACCAUCGAAUUCAUCAUUCAAAAUCAGGCGAUGGGUAAACUGCUUGAAGGACUUUUUGUUGGAAGUAAGGAGCUCUACUCUCGACGCAAGAAAAAUGAUGUCUCAUCCAAAUACAUUCGUCGAUCUGAGAGUAAUUCCAGUCUAAGAAUGAGGCCACAAAAGCUGUCACCAAUAGAGUUAAUGCAACUCGAACAGCAAAUCACUGAACUCGAAUUGGAAUUGCCACGUAGGGCAACAGAUUAUGAGUACGCCGCGUGGCAAGUAAAAGACCAACUUCGACAAUCUCGAGGAAUUGAGACAAAACUCUCAUUGAAUCAGCCCUCCACCGAAGACACACGUCAGCUGCAACACCGCGUUGCUCAAAUUCGUGUAUUUUUAGAACAGGAUUUCUUCAAAGAAAAGGAGCCCUUGAAUCGCCUUCAUCGAUAUCGCGGAAACUUUGCUAUUCGAAUUGGUGGAACAUUGUUGGGUCGAUCGAACGGUUAUUCCUCGGACAUUGACUCAGAAUCGGAGAACACAAAUGUUAAAAGCACAGCUCCACAAUCUGUUCAACCAAAACAUCUGUCUUCAUUUGUCCCUUCUGUUACAUCAAGUCCAGUCUCGUCACCAUCAGAUACCGAAGAUCGUAGUCAUGUAGAGCAUUCCUUCAAAGGAACCGGUAAAUCUCCCAAGGAUCCACCACUCUCCACUAUGCCUUCUCUACCUCCUCCACUUUCACCUGAAGGGUCUAGCCCACUUAAGCCACCAAUCAAUAGCUCUCCUCCGAAACCCAUCAACUACAAUCAAGACGCCUACCCAAAACUGCCAGAGAAUUCAAUUCCUACGUUUGUAUCAGACGACCAAUCGCUGUCCACUUCCAUUCCUAUUCGUGGCAACCCUGGUUACCCCCAAUUCCGUGAAGGCUUACAAUUCGAUCCUCCAACUCCAGCUUCUACAUCACAAACAUGGAAAUCGGUUCUAAGUCCGACUAAUCAGGAUUCUUUCAGAGGUUAUGCUAAAGGUCGACUUUCAGCUGCAAAUAAUGAAUCUCAGGAUAAAGGCAUGUUCAAUCGACCCCCAAUUCACCCCAAACCAAAGGUGGCCCCAAGAGGUACUGCAGACCCUCGAAUCAUAACACCAGACUACUACACCGAUAGACCAUCCUCCGAUAUUGACCCCAAGUUCACGUCACUCAAAUUCAUUCAAAGUGGUUACACAAAGAAACGAGUUGAUCUCUUCGAAGCACUCUGA
Rodentolepis nana is the source of this 1815-nucleotide messenger RNA. The record is from the annotation of a GenBank genome assembly. Lineage: Eukaryota; Metazoa; Platyhelminthes; Cestoda; Cyclophyllidea; Hymenolepididae.